Molecule: messenger RNA, 8131 nt
Organism: Bufo gargarizans (Asiatic toad)
Lineage: Eukaryota; Metazoa; Chordata; Amphibia; Anura; Bufonidae
Gene: CASK
Product: calcium/calmodulin dependent serine protein kinase
Exons: 26
Coding region: 706-3468 (920 amino acids)
Biological process (GO): protein phosphorylation; regulation of neurotransmitter secretion
Cellular component (GO): plasma membrane; basolateral plasma membrane; cell-cell junction
Molecular function (GO): protein kinase activity; ATP binding; signaling receptor binding
Source: RefSeq, a predicted model, not a curated record
CCAGCGGAAAAUCAGCCGCCGAGGAAACACUCCGUGUGAAAAGUGAAGGCAUCUCUCCUCGAGCCCCACUGAUAACCGGCGGACGCGUUUCCGCGCAUCCUUCCCUUCCUAUCACAUCCCACCGCCGUGCACGAGGUCGCAUGCCCGCGCUCCACGCUCACCUUCGGCUGCCCCGGGAGCGCGCGGCAGAGCCGUGCCCCAUUGGAAGGCUAAGGAGAGGCGGAGAAGGCGUGCUCGCUCCCCGACGUCAUCUACGAAAGGAGCCGUCGCGUGGACGCGCACGGCUCUGCCUCCUCCUAGUAUCAGCUGAGGGAAAGAAGCAAGGCGCGCUCCCGCCUCAGGUUUGAAAUGUGGGGCACGGUUACCUCUGGAACGGACACCGCCAUUUAAAAAAAAAAAAAACGGGGGCGCGCUGCUCGUGGACGGCGGUAACUCGAGGCGCGGUCUCUGUCCAGUGUGUGUCUCGGCGCCGGGAGGCGCUCGGUUUCCUAGGGAUGGCGGAGAGCUGGCUGAGCGGCGGCCCUGGGAUGUAGAGCGGCCGCCUGCCGCGGUCCAUUGAUGAAAGGGGAGCGCCGGGUGUCACCUUCGUUCCUGCCUCGGUGUCAUUGUGACAGGAUUUGUGCGGCCAUCCUCUGCUUGGGACCUAGGACCUCCCCGGCUGGACCUGUUCUUUGGUGGUUUCAUUGAAAUCCCCCCCUCAGGACCAUGGCCGACGACGACGUGCUGUUUGAAGAUGUGUAUGAGCUGUGUGAGGUGAUUGGGAAGGGCCCAUUCAGCGUUGUCCGAAGAUGUAUCAACAGAGAAACUGGACAGCAGUUUGCUGUGAAAAUUGUCGAUGUCGCAAAGUUUACAUCAAGUCCAGGAUUAAGCACAGAAGAUUUGAAGAGAGAAGCCAGCAUAUGUCACAUGCUGAAACAUCCACACAUUGUGGAGCUCUUGGAGACGUACAGCUCCGAUGGAAUGCUCUAUAUGGUCUUCGAAUUCAUGGAUGGAGCCGACCUGUGCUUUGAAAUUGUAAAAAGAGCCGAUGCUGGUUUUGUGUACAGUGAAGCAGUUGCCAGUCACUACAUGCGACAGAUUCUAGAAGCCCUGCGCUACUGUCAUGACAAUAAUAUCAUUCACAGAGAUGUAAAGCCACACUGUGUACUCCUCGCUUCAAAAGAAAAUUCUGCCCCUGUCAAGCUGGGUGGUUUUGGAGUUGCAAUACAAUUGGGCGAGUCUGGCUUAGUAGCUGGAGGUCGAGUAGGAACACCGCACUUUAUGGCUCCAGAGGUGGUGAAGAGGGAGCCUUAUGGGAAACCUGUAGAUGUCUGGGGAUGUGGCGUAAUACUUUUUAUCCUGUUAAGUGGCUGUUUGCCUUUUUAUGGCACAAAGGAGCGAUUGUUUGAGGGCAUUAUCAAAGGAAAAUACAAGAUGAAUCCUCGACAAUGGAGCCAUAUAUCUGAAAGUGCUAAAGACUUGGUGCGCCGCAUGCUUAUGUUGGACCCCGCUGAAAGAAUAACAGUCUAUGAGGCUCUCAAUCACCCCUGGCUAAAGGAGAGAGAUCGCUAUGCAUACAAGAUCCACUUGCCAGAAACUGUAGAACAACUAAGGAAAUUUAAUGCAAGAAGGAAAUUAAAGGGAGCGGUUUUAGCAGCUGUGUCUAGCCACAAAUUCAAUUCAUUUUAUGGGGAUCCUCCUGAAGAAUUACUUGACUUCUCUGAAGACCCAACUUCAUCAGGAGCCGUGUCUCAAGUACUGGAUAGUCUGGAGGAGAUCCAUGCACUUACCGACUGCAGUGAGAAAGACCUCGAUUUUCUGCACAGUGUUUUCCAGGAUCAGCACUUGCACACACUUCUAGAUCUUUAUGACAAAAUCAAUACAAAGUCUUCGCCACAAAUCAGGAAUCCUCCGAGUGAUGCUGUACAGCGAGCCAAAGAGGUUUUGGAAGAAAUAUCUUGUUACUCUGAGAAUAAUGAUGCGAAAGAGCUGAAGCGUAUUCUGACACAACCUCAUUUCAUGGCCUUACUACAAACUCAUGAUGUGGUAGCCCAUGAAGUUUACAGUGACGAAGCAUUAAGAGUUACACCACCUCCAACAUCUCCCUAUUUAAAUGGAGAUUCUCCAGAAAGCGUGAACGGGGAUAUGGACAUGGAAAACGUUACACGGGUCCGAUUAGUACAGUUCCAGAAGAAUACAGAUGAGCCAAUGGGUAUAACUCUAAAGAUGAAUGAGCUGAACCACUGCAUUGUUGCCAGAAUUAUGCAUGGAGGAAUGAUUCACAGGCAAGGUACCCUCCAUGUAGGCGACGAAAUACGGGAAAUAAAUGGAAUUAGCGUAGCAAACCAGACGGUGGAACAACUUCAAAAGAUGCUGAGAGAAAUGAGGGGCAGUAUCACAUUCAAGAUUGUUCCAAGUUACCGAACUCAGUCUUCUUCCUGUGAGAGAGAUUCCCCCUCUACAUCCAGACAGUCCCCCGCUAAUGGUCAUAGCAGCAUUAACAAUUCUAUUUCGGACAUACCAUCAACUACUCAAUCAAAAGGACGACAGAUAUAUGUAAGAGCACAAUUCGAAUAUGAUCCAGCAAAGGAUGACCUAAUACCUUGUAAAGAAGCUGGCAUCAGAUUUAGAGUUGGGGACAUUAUUCAGAUUAUUAGUAAAGAUGAUCACAACUGGUGGCAAGGCAAACUGGAAAAUGCAAAGAAUGGUACUGCUGGUCUCAUACCGUCUCCUGAGCUACAGGAAUGGCGUGUUGCAUGCAUUGCAAUGGAAAAGACGAAACAAGAACAGCAAGCCAGCUGUACUUGGUUUGGCAAAAAAAAGAAGCAGUAUAAAGACAAAUAUCUGGCAAAGCACAAUGCAGUCUUUGACCAACUAGAUCUGGUUACUUAUGAAGAGGUGGUGAAACUACCAGCUUUCAAAAGGAAAACACUAGUCCUCCUAGGUGCACAUGGUGUUGGCAGACGACACAUAAAGAACACACUAAUAACUAAACAUCCUGACAGAUUUGCUUACCCUAUCCCACACACAACCAGACCUCCAAAGAAAGAUGAAGAAAAUGGAAAAAAUUACUUCUUUGUAUCCCACGACCAAAUGAUGCAAGAUAUCUCAAACAAUGAAUAUCUGGAAUAUGGCAGCCAUGAGGAUGCUAUGUAUGGGACAAAACUGGAAACAAUACGAAAGAUCCAUGAACAGGGACUUAUUGCAAUACUUGAUGUAGAACCUCAGGCUCUAAAAGUCCUGAGAACAGCAGAAUUUGCUCCUUUUGUGGUCUUCAUUGCUGCACCUACUAUUACCCCAAGCAUCACAGAGGAUGAAUCCCUUCAACGACUGCAAAAGGAGUCAGAACUUCUACAGAGAACAUAUGCACACUACUUCGAUCUAACAAUUAUCAACAAUGAGAUUGAUGAAACUAUUAGACAUCUGGAGGAAGCCAUUGAGCUUGUGUGCACAGCACCACAAUGGGUUCCUGUAUCCUGGGUCUAUUAGACCAUUUUCAAGGGAACUGUCGGUGUUUUAUGACUUCAAAAUCACCUUGUGCAGUACUUGGAGAAUCCUCUCUGUUGGCAUUCUGUCAACUGGUCUUGGCCCCACAGAGACUACCUAAAUGUAGUGUGAUCUAAAUUUAUAAUUAUUGUCAUGUCCUAAUAGGUGGGAAGGAAAACAAAGCAAACGUUCAGUGCAAAUUUAAAGAGACAGUAUCUGUUUUUUAACCUUUUAUUUCCCCUAGAUUGUAUUAAAAUAUACCUUUUUAAAGUAUAUGCAUUAUUCAGUCCUUUUGAAUGUUAUAUUUUUGGAAACCAUAGCUUUUUGUUUUAAAGGCCUCUGAAAACUGCACAAGUGAUAUGCUGCUUUCUAUAAUCUAUUUUAAUAAUAGGGGAAUUUGGUUACCAUAGCAGGGGUGGAACACUACAUUCUUUUUAGUCUUAUGUCAUCCAUUCAAUAAUAAAGGCACUAUUUAAUUUAUUUACACACAUAGCCUUCAUCUAUUGGAAGAGGGUUACCACAUUUAAUGGCCUUUUUCCUUUGAUAUUUUUCUUAAGUAUUUACUGCAUAAAAUAGUUUAUUUGAUACUGUCUCUUUGAAGAAAACUAUAAACCAUAUAGAAAGUGGGUCUUAAUGCAUGUGGACAGUCGCAAGCGUUUAUACUGUUGGUGUAUCUGUGUUGAACAAAUCUGUAACUUACAGAAACAUACAUUCCGUUCAUGGGAAUUCGUACCCGAGGGAACUACCGUAAUUACAAUUAUUAUAACCAAGUUGUAAACCUAUGCACAUCCCUUGCAUUUUGGGCAACUUUAUAAAAAGAAAACAUGAUUUUUACUAUUAAUCAUGUAGUGUAAUGUGUUUGUAAUUUUGUCUCAAUUUAAUUUGUUGUAAACAGGGGAAGGUAACAACUGAUUUUCUUUUUUUUCUUUUUGCUUUUUCCAUUUCAAAUUCAUGUUGUCAAGACAAGUAUUGGUGUUUAAGGAAAUAAAUUGUUUUUUUAUGCAUUGUAAUUGUUCAAAAUGCACAAAACAUGAUUUAUGUAACAGAUGGUUUUGGGGACCGAUUUCAAACCAAUAUUCCAUAUUAUCUAAAAAGAAAAAUAAUGCCCUGUAAAUUCUUUAGCAGAGUGGAAUCAAAGUUUAGCUUGACCAAUAUUUUAUUUUUAAAUAUAUUUCCUAUUAUGUGUUCAAUGUUUUUGGGUCAUUCAUUUAUUGCAUCUGAGAAAUUUUAUAAUUCUUGUGGCACAGUGGAUGAUUGUGCAGAUAAUUUGUCUUACUGGUUGCACAUUACAUGUGCUAUUCGGGAAGUUGAUGAUGGGGUUACAUUUUUCCCAAUCUUGUUACUUCUUGUUUCAAUUGGCACAGUUUUAAUUCCAAAAGCACAAAAUGUACAGUACAUUAAAGUCACAAGAUGAAAUUCAUAACUCAAAAAUGUACAAGAAAGUAUUCAUAUGACAUCUAACACAAGUCAUCAUCACUCUCAUAGAUAAAGCAUUCCUGGAUAGAAGCAAUCCAAGUCUCCUGAAUUUGUGAGAUAUUGGUUUUAACACUUUCUAAUAUUUCCUUAUUUUUCAGUCGGGUUUUUUUCCAAAAAGUACUCUUUAAUUUUGUCAAAACAAGUCUUAAUCCUCCUGUUGUGGAUAAAGCAAUCUUUCUGUAGAUUUUAGAACCUUGACGUUACCUCUUAUUUGAGCAUGUUGGUGCAAAGGAGAGAAGCACUCAAAUUUCAAAAUUGUAUAACUGUAAACCAAAAAUGUAGUGUCUUUAUCCAACACGUUUUGUUAAAUCCACCAAUAUGGAAUACUUUGACUUUUUUGAUUUCUUUGUUUGUAGUCUUUUACACCUGUAAACGUCCAUGAUAAUCUUUCUGCUCAAGGUUGGCCGAUAACGGUAAAUAGUGAGAGAAAAGGCGAUUCACCAUGAGAGUAUAAAUAAAAUCCAAUUUAUUUUGUCCUGUGCUAUUUUUUAUUUCCGACUCCUCUCACAAUUUUAAAGCUAAUGUACUGUAUAUAUUGAUCUUUAUUAUCUUCCAUUUAACUACAAAUUAAAGCAAAGGACUGCCUCCUCAAGAAUUAAUUUUUUAUUUAUUUUAAAUCCAGAAUAUAUGAAAAUCGUGUUCAGUAUAAAGCCACUUGAUUUGUUAACAUUCAAAUAUAACAACCUACCCAUAAAUAUUUUACACCACCAAAUCACAAUUCAGUAUAUCCAGGACACUAUCUUUCAUUUUUAAGUGACUUCUUAAAUUUCUGUACAUUCACAAUGAAUUUGUGAAAUGUCUUUUUACAUAAAUAAAAAAAAUCUGGAGUAUAAUUUAUUUUUCAUAUCAGUUGUAGUUUUUAAGAGAACAACCUCUCAUCCUUAUUAAAAUAGUUGGAUGGGGAAAUUACUGGUGCUAGAAAAACUGAAUUACUACAUGUUGCAAAGUAGGUUUCUUGCUUAAAAAAUGUCAGUUGCUUUCUUAGGCUUCCUAAUCACAAGAUCUGUUUAAUAUCUUGCCAAGAAAAUGAUUUUUUUCAGUGCCUAUUAUCACAUUACAAAAAAUUCAAACCUGUAAAUGAUUUAAUGUGCAAUUUAUCGAUCAUCUUGGUAAUUUCUUUUAGAAUUGCUAUUGAGUACAUCCUUUAUGGUGAAUGUUGGGAAUUUGUUGUCGUUGCAGUAAUCCGCUCCCGGCAAAGGGCUAAAUCACUGCUAAUAAAUGAGGUGUAAUGAAUUUCACUGUAAAAAAAAUUUAAAUACAGUGCUUCUUUUCAAGGUGCCACACUCCCCUAGAGGUAAAGUCUUUGGCCGGAUGGGAUUAAUACAUUGGCAAAUACCAUCUAUUGUCUUUGUGAAAAAAUAUGUACAUUUGAAUAGAAUAUGCUGUGAAGAAAAGAAUAAUCUGAUAUCUAGGUUUCAACUGUACAUUAGCUCAUAAGUCCUAAGAAAGCAGAUUCUGUCACUUUGUAAGAUCGACUAAUCAGAAUUAAAGCCAGGUGAAAGAUCUUUGCAACAUGUUAUCCCUGUGUUUAUUUCUUCUGUACACAGUUUUUUGUGUCAUUCCUUUUGUCAAUGGAUUGUUCUAGGCACCACCUCAUUUUUCCUUAAUGGCCCCAGACUGCUACUUUUGAUCGUAAUGGUCACAAAGGCUGCUUUUUCUGCUGAAGGAUUUUGAUAAAUUAGGGAAAUUGUUUCAUUUCUUUACUGCAUGUAUACUCACUGAAGACUAGUUGUGUGCACCUUAUAUAAUAUUCAACCUUUUACUGCACUCAUAUAAUACCCUCCAGUCCAAAGAACACCUCUACCAGAAUACAGCAACCAUAAAUACUGCCUGAUAAGUAUAUUAGGAGCACUGCACACAUCUGUUCUGAAAACUGCUGAGCAAGAUAUCUGGCAUCGAUAACGUAUCCCAUGGAUAUGCCAUAAAUGUCUAAGAUGGGAAAACCUCACUUCGAAAUACAACAGACACUAAACUGAGAUUUAAUUCUAAUGAUGGUCAAAAUGUUCAGUCUCACUAAAUACAUUGAAAGUCAAUGUGUGACGGAUCUGUAUUUUUAGGCUCUUUAAAAAAACCUGAUCCGUCACCAUUGACUUACAUUGUUUAGUGACUGAUCCCUUUUUUCCAUUUUUGAUCAGACACAAAGCCACAGCAUGAAGCAUGUGCGGUCGCAAAACGGAAUGGAAGACAUCCUGAACAGAUCUCUUUCCAUUCAGGGUGCAUUAGAACUAAACGGAACAGUUUUUUUCUGGUUUUGUGAUUGUGUCACAUCUCAAUACCGGAAAAACAAUAAAGCAGGUGUGAAACAGGCCUUAGACCAUUAAGUCUAAGCUUAGAAUGUGUAAAUAUUAACCAAGAUUGGUAAAUUUACCCAAAUAAGCCUCAAAGCCAGUGUGUAAGCAAUCAAUGUACCUAAAAUAGGUCAAAUAAGCCUCAUUUGUUGUGUUUGUAGUGCAAUCCACUAGCCAUGCACAAGAACUAAUAACAAAAAUGUUUGCUUGUAAAAAUAAUGUAAACUGAACUAUGUUUCUUAAUUGCAUGCAAAAUAUAUCCUCAAAUGGAUGAGAUUUGGCCACUCUUCAGUGCAGUUAAAAAAGAUGUGUUCAAGGGUGGACAUUUACAUUAAUUAAGCCCCAUUCUCUGUAGAUGGGGUAGGGCCUGUGGAGAGCAGUAGAAAAAUGCAUAUUGUGGAACUUUUCUCAUCAGGAGUAUUGUGACUGAAGUUUUAUUCUGCCAAAUUCUGUAUUCUGAAGUGCCCAUGGUGGGACUUCACUGUGAAGUUAUUUUUGAAUUGAGAUGCUUAAAACUCUUCUCGUCUGCACCAAGUGACAGCUGUAGCACUCAACCAGGAAGCCACUACAACUGUCACUCAGAGGGGAAGUUGUUGUAAAGAAGCUCAGUUGAGAGAGCAGUUAAUAGGGAAGCACCACCUACUUGGCUGAAUCUGCCAGAAUAAAAUUCGAUAUUCAUAAUACUGCUCUGCCCAGCCCUUGGUACUGGCAGUAGUUUAGUUCAAAAUUCCCAUUAGAUUCCUUUUAAUAUAGCUUUUUAGAUUAGUAUUUUUCUGAACGCCAAAACUCCUACAUAGUUGCAUGAUAACAUUUUGUCAUCCUUAGGCCACUGUUUUGUGUUCUUUUUGUAUAUGUUUAUAUAUGGAACUCUGCAAUAAAACAGUAUGCAGUAAACCACGAAA